Messenger RNA from Bactrocera latifrons, 862 nucleotides. RefSeq lists its product as uncharacterized. The annotation marks the transcript as partial. NCBI's taxonomy places the organism in Eukaryota, Metazoa, Arthropoda, Insecta, Diptera, Tephritidae. The record is from RefSeq and is a predicted model, not a curated record. The transcript has 2 exons.
CUCGCUGAUUUUGGUUGCUUUUGGUUACGUUUGGAAAGAUCAGWUGGUGUACGGGCGGAAGGGAAAAGAAUUGGUUUAAAUUAAAUUGAUUUAUAAACAGUUCAGUGUAUGUAAAUUAGUUAGUGUUGUGGAAACUACUUUGCAUAAGUUCAACAAAAAGUUAAAAUUUAUAAAAUCUAAUAAAAUACAGUGGAAUCUUGUGAAAAAAAUCAAUACAUAAUUUAUUAGAAAAAAUAUUGUGUUGCAGUAAUAAAAAAUAAAAGUGAACACAGUGCCUAGAUGCAUUACAGUUUUUUCUUUAUAAUACGAAAAACAUAUUAGCAACUUUGUAAAAAUAUAUAUAACUAAAGACAAAAAAGUCCGAAUCACACUUUAUUKGCAAUGACGCAAACUACGGCAGCUGGCUCAGGGGGUUCGAAUGUCAGCAACUUGAUGACGACAAGUAGUACACCGAUACGCAUUGGGAGCGGAUUGAGCAGCUAUCAUGGUAACAGUUCAGCUSCUGUUGCUACUCAUCAUGCAAUGACCGGAAAUGAUUCAUCUUCACCCGGUGGUGGCGGUAGUGCUGGCACUGGCACAUCUGCUGUGCCUCAAUCUAGUAGUGUACCAUCUGGGGCUGCCGAUACUCUACGUCAGCAAUUGCAAAGCCAAAUUUCCUUGUCUAUGGGCGCCUCCAAUCAGUCAUUAGGUGUUAGCGCUGGUGCUGUAGGAGUUUCUAGUAUAACACCACCCAACAGUGCCGGUCUGCGACAGACUGGAGCUUUUGAUUUCAAGUUUAUGCGGCGCGCAUCUUCAAAAGUUCUAUUGCCAAAACUUCCGUCCACAGAUAGCUUGAGCAACAGUCCGGGCCCAUCAUCGCCAG